AUGGCUCUACCGCCAGUAGACUCGAUCGAAGCUGUGACACUUCGCUUCAAACAGCUUCUGGAGAAGGCGCAGAGGAUCAAGUCGAGCGCCUCCAUAGAGCCUUCAAUAUCGAUCACAGAGUUGCUCAGUGAUGACACUCCGCUUCUUAGCGAUAACAUCCAGAAUCAAACCACCCACAACACCGUUGCUGAGACGGCUGCGAAAAGACUUCUGCAUCACUUCGUGGCCACUACCACUAUCGACAACUCAGAAUUUGUUCAGGUCUGGAACCUUCUCGAUAUUGUGCUGAUUUGCUCCGAGCGCGGUCAAUGUGAUGGGCUGCUUAUAUUUUACCUGGCCGAGGACCUGCUAGACAGCCAAAGCAUAGAUGGAUGCCGCAGAGUCUUUGACUAUCUUGAGUCUCGGAGAGAACGUCUCGUGGCAGGAGACUUCCUUCAGGCCACUGGGGCAAGCAAACGCAUAGUAGUUUUGCGCUUUUGUAACGAGUUGUUGCGCCGACUGUCUCGUGCUGAAGAUGCUGUGUUCUGCGGACGAGUGUUCAUCUUCUUAUUCCAGACCUUUCCUUUGGGCGAUAAGAGCUCAGUCAACUCUCGCGGCGAGUUUCAUGUCGAAAAUGCAACCGUCUUCGAAGAAAACCCUCCUGCUAAGGGAGAAAACGCCGAUGAAAUGGAAGUCGAUUCCGAAUCGAAGUCACAGCCGCCAACCGUCAACAUCGAAGAAACGCCAGUCCCUGAAGGAACAAAGUACGACCCAACUAAAGACAACACAACCCUCGAUUCCGAAGUUUUAUACCCUAUCUUUUGGACUCUGCAACAAUCGUUUUCUAACCCACCACGACUUUUCAACGACGAACGCCUCCUUGAGUUCAAACGUGGGGUCAAGCUCACUCUGAACAAAUUCCGAGCCGUGCCGAAGGUUGUUCAGGCCAAGGCUGGGGAGAAUCGGGGCGUAAAGCGCAAACAGGAUGAACAAGAGGACCAGUUUGCCAGCACUUACAACCCUAAGUACCUUACGAGCAGGGAUUUAUUCAAACUCGAGCUGAGCGACCUAGCUUUUCAAAGACACAUUCUCGUGCAGGCACUUAUACUUCUUGAUUUCUUGCUCUCUCUAACCGAAAGAUCCAAGGACACAACGCAAAAGUGGUUGGCACAAGUGAACAGCCAGAACCGGGCGGUGCAAUACGGCUACACACUCAGCGCGGAAGAUGCCGAGUGGGCUUUGGGAAUCAAGAACGAUGUUGCAAAUUACUUGCAGGAGCUUCCCGAUGGCAAGUUCUACCACCGCAUGGUGGACACGGUUCUUUCGAGAGAUAAGAACUGGGUGCGGUGGAAGAUGGAGAACUGCCCGCCGAUUGCGCAACCGCCCGUGCCGCCACAAGACUUCCAAGACGCCAAGACGAGCGCGCAGCGAGCAUGCGCCAACAAGCGGCUUCGGGCAGCACCCAUGGGUUCGCUGAACCUAUCGUUCCUGUCGGACUCGGCGAGCAACAGCGGGCUGGAAGGCCUGAAGAGCACAGAGAGGUACAAGGUCCCGAGCGCGGAAUCAUUUGUGAACAGCAUCAAGGGCGACGAGCUGGACCUGGAGAUGGCCAUGACGGACGAGGAAAAGCAAGGGCUCACGGAGGCCAAGGCCAGCAAGACGUGGAGGGCGCUGCGGAUCGCGGCGCAGGACAAGCUAAGCUUGUUUGACCGGAUUGACGACGGCAGGCAGCUGGAGCAGCUCUUCCGGCCGGCGGCCGGCGAGGAGGCGGGCAACGAGGCGGCGGAGACCAGGGUCGACGGAUCCGCGGGCGAGCAAGCAGAGGAACAACGGGCCGAACAGGGCAGCGCAACGGCAGCCGAGGCGAGGGCGAGGCGAGGGUGA
Aplosporella prunicola CBS 121167 is the source of this 1863-nucleotide messenger RNA. RefSeq lists its product as uncharacterized. The transcript has 7 exons. Lineage: Eukaryota; Fungi; Ascomycota; Dothideomycetes; Botryosphaeriales; Aplosporellaceae. Gene Ontology annotation, cellular component: THO complex part of transcription export complex. Gene Ontology annotation, biological process: regulation of DNA-templated transcription elongation; mRNA export from nucleus. Bases 1 to 1863 code for a protein of 620 amino acids. The record is from RefSeq and is a predicted model, not a curated record.